This is a messenger RNA of Chara braunii, 7668 nucleotides long. The record is from the annotation of a GenBank genome assembly. Lineage: Eukaryota; Viridiplantae; Streptophyta; Charophyceae; Charales; Characeae.
ACAUUCACGCAGACAGUUCGGGAGCGCCCGGCAGCCUGGAAACUCGCGCGCGCGACACGUGGGUAGUCUCGGCGCGAUGGCGUCUUGGUGAUGGGGUGAUGAGGGGGUGGCGAUCGGACGGCGGGAGGGCGAGGAGUUGGAGCGUGUUUCGGUGUCGUCCACCAUUUGAAAGCGCUUCGGCGCCAUCUUCGGCUUGCGCUUCGUCCAGUGGUGUCACAGGUAGCGAUGUUUUUGGUGUAGAUGUAGCAAUCGACACCGUAGGCGAUGUGGCCUCAGUCUGUGUAACCGCUAUUGAUACCGUUGUUGCUCUUAAUGGUGAUCUUAUUGAUGAUGCUAUUGGUGAUGCCGCUGUUACCGGUGUUGAUGAAAUCGGUGUUGUUAAUGGUGUUAUCGAUGUUGUAGGUACUGUCGAUGCUAUGUGUAUCCCAGUAUCUGGCGAACCGCUCGCACGACUCCUCGCUAGAAGCAAGCGAGAUAAAGCUGCUCUUUUCUCAAGCUCCAGAAAAGACAUGCCUUCUGAUGCAGCGGCAGAAGCAAUGCAGGAAGAGAGUCUCAUACGGAAGGUUUUCACGUCUGUGCUGACAUACUGCGUUUGCCAGAAGAAGGGUGGAUGGAAAGAUGUUGAACGGACGAUAAGCUUUGUGCACAUGAUAUCUGAAAGGGAAAUCCUUCAGGGGUUCUUUGUCAUGCAUGAUCUCUUGGCAGACCUUCUGGAAUCUGUGCUGCAAGAGUGCCCGAACCAGGUGUCGCUGAUGACUCAACCAUGCCGGGACAACACACUCUACAUACUUGCCUUGGUGGAUGAGCUUGUGAUGAAGGACACAGUGCGGUAUCUUCCGGCAGUGGGUGAUACACGACCAGAAGACAAAGACAGUAUCUCGCUGUCCGGUGGUGGUUAUGGCCUUGCUUCGCUGCUGAAGCCUGGCUCUCGCCGAUUCUCAUUGGGUGAUCAGAUUGCCUCCACAGCACAGGAGCUGCCGCCCCCCAUAUGCAGUAGGAGGAUGUCUGGCAUUCGUGAGAGUGCACGGGGAUGGCACAAGGAGACAGUUGGAGCAUCGUCGCACAGUAUUAGCCGAGACAAGUGCUGGCGAUUGUACAAUCAGGUGUGGGUGUUGCUGGAAAUGAUGAAUGGAAGAGCGAGGGGUGCAGCUUUUGCCGCCAGUGACAGUGUUGUGCUUAUGGGAGGUUCAAGUGGUGUUGCUAGUGGAAGUGGUCUUGCGGGUUUGGUUCCUCCACCGACAAUUGGGCAACGGGCUCGCUGCCUGGUUGAGAGCAUCAAUGCACCUGCUGCAGAAGUGGCAGCUGCUGUAUCUGGCAGCUUUGGUGCUGUGGUUGGUGGUGGCAUUAGCGGUAUCACUAGCAAGGGCUCUGACAAGGCAAUGAAGAUGAGAGGCGAGAAAUGCCCAAGGGUAGUGUUCAGAUUGGUGCUUCUGUACUUGCAUGAAGCUGAUCUAGAAUCUGCUGCCAAGUGCAAGAACCAGUUCCUGUCACUUCUACCUGAUCUGCUUUCCGUGGAGAAUGAAGCAAAUAAGAAUCGUCUGCAGUUGUUCCUGCGGGCUUUGCAUCAUGCAAAAUCCCUGGUGGGCUUUAUGGAUGAUGGGGCCAGGGGAAAUCUCAUUUUGCAGCUGAUUCAAAAGACCAGUGAGCACUUUAGGAGCAUGGUGGCCACAACUGUUGAUAAGGAGAGGAGAGGCAAGGACGAUCUUGAGGACGAAGAGGACUCAAUGCAGUCGCUUCAGCAUGAUAAGGUUGCUGCUGCGCUUAACUCGCAAACCGUCAAGAAUGCGCGGCCUCUUCCUCGCAUCGACGAUGGCAGCGCGAAGUAUUUUUCUAAGUUGGAUUUGAAGUCGGGAUAUCAUCAAAUCUCGAUCCGACCGAACAAUCGUUACAAAUCCGCGUUCAAGACGCCGUAUGGGCAUUUUGAGUGGGUGGUCAUGCCUUGUGGCCUCACCAAGGCCCUGACAACCUUUCAAGUGGCAAUGACCAAUGAGUUCCGUGCAAUGUUGGACCGGUCCGUGUUGGUCUACUUAGACGAUAUUCUCGUCUAUAGCCGGUCAUUGGAGGAUCAUCUUGAGCACCUUCGACGAGUGUUGGAGACGCUCCGUCGCGCCAAGUACAAGGCCGACCGCGACAAGUGCGAAUUUGUCCGGCAAGAGCUGGAAUACUUGGGCCAUUUUGUCACACCGGAGGGCAUCAUUCCGCUAUCGAACAAGAUUCAAGCCAUCCAAGAGUGGCCGGACCCACGGAACGUCACGGAUGUCCGUUCGUUCCUUGGUCUUGCCGGCUACUACCAGUGUUUUAUCAAGGGCUACUCAAAGAUCGCGGCCCACUUGACCAAGCUUCAAUGCGAGAAUCGGCCAUUUGACUUUGGAGAGGAGGCGCGGGAAGCAUUUUUGGCUCUCAAAGUCGCGCUAUUAUCCGCGGAGGUCUUGCGCAUAUACGAUCCGCUUUUGCCUACGCGCGUCACUACGGAUGCGUCUGGCUAUGGCAUUGGUGUCGUCCUCGAGCAACGCGAUGGCGUGGACUGGCACCCGGUCGAGUAUUUCAACAAGAAAGUGGCCGCCGUGCACUCCAUUGACGAUACACGCAAGAAGGAGCUCCUUGCCUUCGUCCACGCGCUCAAGCGAUGGUGGCAUUUCCUCCUUGGUCGAAGCCAAUUCCGAUGGGUAACGGACAACAAUCCGUUGGUCUUUUACAAGACCCAAAACACCAUCAACAGCACCAUCGCUCGAUGGAUGGCUUUCAGCGACCAGUUCGACUUAUUUCCCGAUCACAUUCCGGGGAAGUCGAACCGUUUUGUGGAUGCUCUUUCACGACGUCCGGAUCAUUGUACCGCGGUCUAUUCAACCUUCGAGAUCGACGACGACCUGCGGGAUGGCUUCAUCCGCGGCUACCAAGCCGACCCCAAGUUUCACGACAAGUACGGGAAUUGCUCCUCUCCUAAUCCCUCGCCUUCUCACUACCGGAUCCAAGAGGGGUACUUGCUUGUCCACACACGGGGGAAGGACCUUCUUUGCGUACCGAGUAACCCUCACUUGCGUACACGGCUUCUUGGCGAGUUCCACGAUGCUCCCGCCAUCGGACACUUUGGAGUCAAUCACACGAUUGGCCGACUCCGCGAGCGAUUUUGGUGGCCCGGCCUUCUCGGUGACGUCACACGCUAUUGUGAGUCAUGCGAGGUUUGCCGACGUUGCAAUCCCGCAACCAUCGUCCAUACGGCGAGAUGCGACCAUUACCGGUCCCCUUGCGGCAAAGGGAAGCGAUUGCCAUGGACAUUACCGGCCCGUUCCCCAAGCACAAGACAAGAGUGGAUGGGAUUCUCACGGUGGUCGAACGACUCGCCAAGUUCACCAUGUUUUUGCCUUGCCGUUAUCAUGCCAAGGCACCAGAGUUGGCCGAGGAGAAUGGAGGCGGCUAGCCAGGUGGCGAAUGAAUUGGAGGAGGUGAAAAAGCAAAGAGAGCAGAUGGCGACGCAGGUGGACCUAUUGGGGAAGAUGGAGAUAAUGGCGAGGAACAUAGAGCGCCUGGCACAAGUCCAGGAAGAACAAUAUCUAUUUGGUAGAGGUCAAGACAUUGCCUUACGCUCUAUACGGUUGAGGCUCAGGGACUUCGCCAGGGAAUUGGCGACGCAGGUGGGCUCAGAGGUGAGGCCCCGCUUAGAGGGCACAAAACGUUAUUGUACGGACGCCAUAGAAGGCGCCAGAUUGACUACUCCCAAGGAGGAGGAAGCACGUCCCCGAAGGGAGCCUGUCAAGGUCAAGUUCCCUGACUCUUAUAGUGGGAAGAGAGAGGAGAAUUUUGACAAUUGGGAAGCCAAUGUCAAAACCUACGUCCAUCUGCAGAAGGUCUCCCCGGACGGGCAUGUCCCAAUAGCUAUCCAUGCCCUUCGCGACGAAGCAGCAAGCUUCGCUCGUUUCUUGUGCCGCGCUGCUAACUGUAAUGAUGAUCUAGUCGCGUAUUCUGCAUUCACUCCCCUCACUGACUUCCUUAAGUUAUUGCGCGAACGAUUCGCAGAUGUCUCGCAUAGCGUCAAAGCCUCCGAUAGAUUGCAAACCAUCCACUCUCGUCAGUGGAAGAGUGCCAGAGCACUGGUUGCCAUCCCGGACCAUGGGGUCACAGAGACCCAAUUGGUCAACCUCUUUUACUGGGCUAUGCUCGAACAAUUACGAGGGCACUUCUUUGAGAAGAGCCAGCAGCCCACCAUGACCUACGACGCAUUGACCAGGGAAGUGGUGGCGUUCAAGGCGAGGUCCAUGGUCUCUCUAGGCACUUCCCUCACAGGCGUGGCCGAUGAGCUAAAGGAGAGGAUGCUCGCCUGGGCCAAGAUGAAAAAGGAGAGUAGAGGACAACUAGUUUUGGUAGAUGUAGAAAUUUUCAGAGGUAGAGUAGGGGCCCUAGUAGAUAGUGGGGCCACGCGCAGCUAUAUCGGUAGAAAGGCGGUGCAGAAGUUGAAGUUGGGGCGAAAAGUCCAGAAGUUACCAGAACCCAUAGUGAGCAUCCUCGCAGACAAUCGCACGAUGCGAGUAGAGGAUUAUGUAGAGGGAGUCCAGGCGUUCUUUCACCUAGAGAAAGAUGGGAAGGUGGAGAAAGUUCUCCAUUCCCUGACUCUCCUCGUAGAGGAUCACCUUUCUUUUGACAUAGUUCUGGGAAUGGAUUGGGGAGAGGCAGCCGGGGCCACACUCCAUUUGAGAGAGCACGAGUGUAGGCGCCCUAGUCCAUCAGGCGGGGUCAAGACUGCCCGUUUGUUCCACGUGUCAGGAGUAGACGACUCCCUGGCACACUGCUGCCUUAGCGCUCCUACAUUUGCAAGAUUAGUGAAGGAGGAGCAGCUAGAAGAACAGGUCUUUGUAGCCUAUGCUAGGCCAGUGACUGAGCCUAAAGAGGAGAAACCUAUAGACCCUGCUAUGGCCAAGCUGCUGGAAGAGUUUACAGACUUAGCUAAGCCACCAACAGGAGUAGUACCGCGACCAAUCCAACAUCGUAUUGAAAUAGAGCCUGGCAGUAGGACUCCUAAGGGAGCAGUGUAUAGGAUGUCCCCGCGGGAGUUGGAGGAGCUGCGCAAGCAAUUAGACGAGUUCCUAGAGAAGGGUUGGAUUAGGCCCAGUUCGUCUCCAUUUGGAGCACCUGUUCUGUUUGUUCCCAAGAAGGAGGGAGAGCUCAAAAUGUGUAUAGAGUAUAGGGCUCUCAAUGCUAUCACCGUGAAGAAUGCAGAGCCUCCGCCCCGUAUAGACGAUCUUUUAGAUCGGGUGCAGGGUUGCAAGUAUUUUUCGGAGAUAGAUCUGAAGUCCGGAUAUCAUCAGGUAGAGGUCCAUCCUGAUGAUCAGUAUAAGACUGCGUUCCGGACUAGAUAUGGGCACUACGAGUUUAUAGUUAUGCCCUUUGGACUAACCAACGCGCCAACGACUUUUCAGCGUUUUAUGAAUGACUUGUUUAGGUCGUGGUUGGACAGGUUUGUGGUAGUCUAUUUAGAUGACAUUCUAGUGUUCAGUCGGACCCUCCAGGAGCAUGAGGGUCGUCUAAGGCAGGUCUUGGAGAAGCUCAGAGAGGCUAACUUCAAGAUCAGCGCGAAGAAGUGUGAAUGGGCAAAGACCCAAGUUCUGUAUUUGGGCCAUGUCUUAGAUGGAGACGACAUCAAACCAGAAGAUAGUAAGAUUGCAGCAAUUAAUUGGCCUACACCCCGCACGUUGACAGAGUUGCGGUCGUUCGAAGGCCUAGCUAACUACUACAGGAAGUUUGUUAGGAACUUCUCCACCAUCGCUGCUCCCCUUCGCAGGUUGUUGAAGAAAAAAACAAUCUGGAAGUGGGACAAGGACUGCAUGUUUGCCAUGAAGAAGUUGAAACAGGGAUUGAUAGAGUACGCAGUCCUUAAGCAAGACGAUGGCAAUGGAUAUAGACCCGUAGAGUUCAUGUUUGCUAGGAUGCCUUCAGAGAAGGUAGCGACAUGUACCUACAAGAGGGAACUCUACGCUCUCAGGCAAGCAUUAGAGCACUGGAAACACUACUUGCUUGGGAGGCACUUCAAAGUCUAUCCAGACCACGAGACAUUAAGGUGGUUGAAGACUCAGGCCAAGAUGACACCUAAGCUGACUAGGUGGGCCGCAGAGCUAGACCAAUAUGAUUUUGAGCUCAAGCCCCUCAAAGUUAGAGUAGUUGUGGACGCUCUGAGUAGGAGAGCUGAUUACUUUGGAGCGAUAGUUCAUUACCUGGAUAUAGGGAGAGACCUGCAACAAAAAGUUAGAGUGGCGUAUGUGCAGGACCCUAUCUACAGUGACCUCCUCAAAAGAGUAAAGGAGGCCCCAAGGUGCCGUUUUGGACUUGCAGCCCCAAGGCCGGACCUUGGGACUGGGUACACUGGAGGCAGGCCCGAAACGAGGUCAGGCGCAUUUUGGCACCAGACGGUAGGUGCAGACGUCGUUUCGGCCCUGCAGGUCCCAAGGCGACGCCUUGGGCUAGGUGCACAGCUGAAGGAUGAGAUGAAAUACAUCUCACAAGCACAAAAGCAGCGAAUGAACGAUGUGGAGGCACUGAAAGCAGAGCUUGACGAGGCGUCUGCAGCGGAGUCUCAGCAAUUGCGAGCAAUGGAAGAGCAACGCCAGACAGUGCUUGCAACUAUAGUGAAUGCAGAAACAGCUCGUCGUUCAGCGCUUCAACUUGCAAUUGAUGAAGAGCAGCAGGCAAUUGUGAGACACUGGUGUCACAUGUUCCGGGGCUUGACAGAUGAGCGUGGUCCUUGGGCGCCAGGGCCUUCGCCAGGUGACCCACCUCUCCGAUGGAAGCUGGAUAAGACAGAAGACCCUUGGAGGAGGAGAAUGAGGCUGAAGAGGAAUUACCACUUUGAUGAGAACUUGGUUGCACCUACGAAUCCUUUGCCUCCUUUGAAGAAGCCACAUUCUGAAGGUGAUCAAGAUGAAGGAGCUGGAGAAAAGGAGUCGUCAGAGCCAGCAGGAGGUGGGAUUAGACAUGUGCUUUUGACCGGUCUGAUGGGAGUCAAACAAAAAGGGGUUGUGGAAGUGUCAGGUACAGACGAUCCAAGUGGGAAGGGGGAUUUUGGAGAGGCAGAGGUGGAUAAUGCGGCAUUGGUCGCUGGUGCAGGGGCUGCAGUAAUGGCAGCAGCUAAUGAUGAGCUUGAGAAGAGGCAGCAGAGUGGGUCAGGGGCAGAAACUUCCGGUUCCUCUUUGGAAGAUGACAAGGUGUUUGUGUCAUUGCUCAGUGUGUUGAUAACGCCUAAGAGGAAAGUUGCUGGGCGGCUGGAGUUGAUGCGAAAGCAUCUGAUUUUUCAUGGGGAAAUGACGGUGGAGGGUAGUGCUGGCUCAUCAGUAUUUGAGAUGAUGACCUCUGGUGAAGGACCGUACGAAGGGACUGCUGGGUUGGGGCAGAAAAAAGCUGAUAGGAAAGUACGGGAUAGCUAUGAUGGAAAUGACAAACCGAGGAGCCCUGAGCAGCGAUGGGAGGGAUUCCUUAAAGGUGGUCUUCCCAGAGGCGGGUCUGCCACGGUAUCGUCAUCAAUGUCGAUGGCUUUGAACAUGAUGGAUGCUCCUAAAGAUGUAGUCAAGAGGCACAGACGCUGGGCCUUUUCACAGGUGAGGAUGUCCUUGUGAUUUCCCAUCUCCUUUGGUAAUUUGCCAGCCAAGAGCAUGCUGAUGAAUGCAGUAGGUUUGCCGGGCAUAG